Molecule: messenger RNA, 1347 nt
Organism: Aspergillus steynii IBT 23096
Lineage: Eukaryota; Fungi; Ascomycota; Eurotiomycetes; Eurotiales; Aspergillaceae
Product: FAD-binding oxidoreductase
Exons: 3
Coding region: 1-1347 (448 amino acids)
Molecular function (GO): oxidoreductase activity; FAD binding
Source: RefSeq, a predicted model, not a curated record
AUGCGAACCAUUUGGAAAACCACAGACAGCGGAGAUGGCUAUGACCGCGCCCGCCUAGACAACGUCUUCAACAUGGAACGACCGGCGCAUUUCCCACGCGCCGUCGUCACGGCGACAUGCACAGAGGACGUCAUCGGCGCAGUGCGGAUGGCACUUGACCAGCCUCGAAAAUGCCGAGUUGCCGUGCGAUCUGGUGGUCACUCUUUCUUCGUGUGGAGUCUCCACGACGACUCGAUGCUAGUGGAUCUGGGCAGCUGGAAAGAAAUCGUCGUGGAUGCGGACACGGGCAUCGCGGAGGUGACUCCGGGUGUGACUGGGGCUGAACUGAACGAAUACCUGCGAGCCCAUCAUGGCUGUUUCUUCCCUACGGGUCAUUGUCCGGAUGUCGCACUAGGCGGGUUCCUCCUGCAUGGGGGACAGGGGUGGAACUGUCGUGGCUGGGGAUAUGCGUGUGACAAAGUCGUGGGCGUGGAAGUUGUGACGGCGCAAGCCGAGUUGCUGCAGUGCAAUGAAGACGAGAAUACGGAUUUAUUCUGGGCAGCCAGAGGAGCUGGACCUUUGUUCCCUGGAAUCGUAACCAAGUUCUACCUACAACUGCUUCCAGACCUGACCGGCCAUAUCCGAUCAUCCGCCUACAUCUAUCCCGCCAGCAUCUACCAUGAAGCCUUUGAGUGGGUUCAGUCGAUCGUCCCAGAUGCCGACCGGGAUACGGAGAUUGUAAUAGUUGCUUUCCACUCCGACGUCCUUGGUGAAACCUGUUUGAAAAUUCACUUUGUGGCCAUGAAGUCGAAUCCCCUGGAAUCGGAGUAUGCAUUGACUGAAAUUCAUCGAAGUCGACCCGCAGGAACUAUCACAGAAUCAGUUUCCCAGAAAGAUACUAUGAAGCAUCUAUACGAGGACCAGAUCCACGCCAACCCCAAAGAUCACUACUGCUAUACAGACGACUACUUCAUCUCCAAUUCUGCAAAUGUGACCGAGGUCUUAGAGGAGACCUGCUUAACCAUCCCUGCCGGGAAGUCCUUUGCAUUCUGGUAUCCGCUAUACCCGCGCAGUAGACAUACUGUCUCGGACAUGGCGUUGAAUGUCCCCUCGGACCAUUAUUUCGUUGUGUACGCUAUUGGCAGCGACCGGGAUGAGGCGGCGCGAUCAAAAGCAUGGGCGCAGGAGAGUAUGGCAAAGGUAAAAGAGCACGCAGUGGGAUCGUAUCUGGGCGAGUGCGAUUUGAAAAUGGCCUAUGAUUGGUACUGGGGCCGCAGCGCCCAGCGUCUUGCCACAGUUCGUCAUAGUCGAGAUCCUGAUUCCUUGUUUUGCACAGUUCAUGAAGGCAGUGACAGAGAUGAAGAAUAG